AUGUUUCUUGUGCCACGCAUUUCAGUGAGAUUGGCCAGGCCCUUCGCCAGGCAGUUUUCUGGCAGCGCCAUGCGUGCGUAUGCGGCGUCUUUUGACCGGACCAAACCGCAUCUGAACAUCGGUACCAUCGGUCACGUUGAUCACGGUAAGACGACUUUGACCGCCGCGAUCACCAAGACUUUGGCCUCGAAAGGUGGUGCCGACUUUUUGGACUACUCCUCGAUCGACAAGGCCCCAGAAGAAAGAGCCAGAGGUAUCACCAUCUCUACGGCGCACGUUGAAUACGAAACCGACAAAAGACAUUACUCGCACGUUGACUGUCCGGGCCACGCUGACUACAUCAAGAACAUGAUCACCGGUGCCGCCCAAAUGGACGGUGCCAUCAUCGUGGUGGCCGCCACGGACGGUCAGAUGCCCCAGACCAGAGAACAUUUGUUGCUUGCCAGACAAGUUGGUGUGCAGGACAUCGUUGUAUUUGUGAACAAAGUCGACACCGUCGACGAUCCGGAAAUGUUGGAACUGGUUGAAAUGGAAAUGCGCGAAUUGCUAACGCAAUACGGCUUCGAUGGUGACAACACGCCUGUCGUCAUGGGGUCUGCGCUCUGCGCUUUGGAAGGGCGUCAACCAGAGAUUGGUGAACAGGCCAUCAUGAAGCUUUUAGACGAAGUCGACGCACACAUCCCAACUCCUCAAAGAGACCUUGAAAAACCUUUUUUGAUGCCCGUUGAAGACAUUUUCUCCAUUUCUGGAAGAGGUACCGUGGUCACGGGCCGUGUCGAGAGAGGCAACUUGAAGAAAGGUGAAGAAGUCGAGAUCGUUGGCCACAACGCCACUCCCUUGAAGACUACUGUCACUGGUAUCGAGAUGUUCAGAAAGGAACUGGACCAGGCUAUGGCAGGUGACAACGCCGGUAUUCUACUACGUGGUGUCAGAAGAGACCAGCUCAAGAGAGGUAUGGUGUUGGCCAAGACCGGCACUGUCAAGGCUCACACUAAGUUCCUUGCCUCUCUGUACAUCUUGUCCAAGGAAGAAGGUGGCAGACACUCUGGUUUUGGUGAAAACUAUAGACCUCAGAUGUUCGUUCGUACUGCCGACGUCACCGUCGUUUUGAAAUUCCCCGAAUCUGUCGAGGAUCACUCCAUGCAAGUCAUGCCAGGCGACAACAUUGAAAUGGAGUGUGAAUUGGUUCAUCCAACCCCACUCGAGGCCGGUCAACGUUUCAACAUUAGAGAAGGUGGUAAGACCGUCGGCACCGGUUUGGUGACUCGUAUUAUCGAGUAA
Lachancea mirantina is the source of this 1281-nucleotide messenger RNA. NCBI's taxonomy places the organism in Eukaryota, Fungi, Ascomycota, Saccharomycetes, Saccharomycetales, Saccharomycetaceae. The record is from the annotation of a GenBank genome assembly.